AUGUCAACAAAACCAUCACAGUCUUCAUUGCAACGCGGUUCGUAUCUUGACAAAGUAUUAGAGACUUUAAAAACAAGCGGAUUUUAUUGGGGAACGUUAAAUGCUAAUCAAUCAAAAGCUUUAUUAAUAAAGAAAAAACCUGGAUCGUUUCUUAUUCGUGCUAGUUCAGACCCGAAACAUUUAUUCACGUUGAGCUUGAGGACAGAGUUAGGAGUGACAAACAUCAGGAUCGUCAUGUGCGACGGAAAAUUCUCCUUGGAUCAAAACAAUGGGACAAGUGCUCACGCUGGUGGAAAUCAACAGGGCUCGCCGAAGUUUGACUGCGUUGUAAAGUUAGUAUUUUAUUAUAUUCUGCUUUCUAAGCGAAGAAACAAUCGACAGAAGUCUUCAUACGCUGGAACCCGUGACAAGGUUGCUCAUUUGUCGCUAACAUCACCUCUGUACAAAGAGGUAUCAAGCUUAAAACAUUUAUGUCGACGGACAUUGAAUCGACAACUUAUCGGAGAGAGCGUUCAUCGAUUACCUGUUCCUUCAAAGCUUAAAGUUUACUUGAGGAGUUACCAAUAUCCAGUUUGA
Messenger RNA from Pocillopora meandrina, 576 nucleotides. The record is from the annotation of a GenBank genome assembly. Lineage: Eukaryota; Metazoa; Cnidaria; Anthozoa; Scleractinia; Pocilloporidae.